CCGCGGGCGGGUGCGCGCGGCGCUGGCGGGUGCGUGGCGCCCGCGUGUGUUCAAGCCGUGCGCGCGGGGGCGCUGCGCCGAACGCGCGGCGUUGAUGGAUUGCAGGAGUGCCGGAGCUUGCCAGCCGAGGCAGCACGGCUCCGCGGACUUUUUUUCAAACUCCCAUCAAUGAGACUUCGAGGAGGAACGGGAGGAGGCGGCGGCGGCGGCGGACGCAGAGGAAGGCGAGAAGGAGCCGGAGUAGCUGGAGGAAGGCACGCGGGAGCCUAGGGGAGCUGCCCGCGGGCCGAGCGUAGGGGCUGCCCGGCCCCCGCCCGCCUCUCGGUCUUCUCUCCUGCUUGGCCUGCCCUAUCCCGGCUGGACUGAGCCCCGCACACGGCAGUCCGCGGAGGGUCGCUGCGCUAAGCCAAGUUGGGAUGGGGGCCCGCAGCCACUGCCUGGCGCCACAGAGGCCACCUGCGUGAUAGAGGCAAACUUUUGUCUCCCUUGGGAGUUUUGAAAGAUCAUGGAAAUUGGAGAGGCCAGUGUGUGCAGACAAAACCAGGAGGUUGAGAAUUUGGAUUGCUGGCUUGGCAGGCCGUGGGACUGGACCGCGUUGUACAUACCUUAUCCAUCGUCCUUGCGGGCCCAUUUUCUCAUUAGAAGACACAAGAAUUUUGUGUGGAUAUACAAAAGUGAGAUUGGCUGCCACCCAGGACUAUGAGUGCCUAAGAUGGAGACGUCUGCCUCGGCCACUGCUGCGGAGAAGAAAGGGGCCAAAAGUGGAAUCCUCGAGGGCGCUGCUUUCCCCGACCCAGGCAGGAAGGCCUCUGCUUUGGUGGUGGCCACAGCAGCUGCGGCUGUAGCUGCCCAAGGAGUGCCAGCGCACCUUGUGCCUCCAUUCCAUGCUCCCUUGCCGAUUGACAUGAGACACCAGGAGGGAAGAUAUCAUUAUGAGCCUCACUCUGUCCACAGCGUGCAUGGGCCUCCUGCUCUGAGUGGCAGCCCUGUCAUCUCUGACAUCUCAUUGAUCCGGCUAUCCCCACACCCCACUGGCCCGGGCGAGUCCCCCUUCAACGCUGCCCACCCGUAUGUGAGCCCCCACAUGGAGCAUUACCUCCGUGCUGUGCACAGCAGCCCCACACUCCCCACGAUCUCUGCAGCCAGAGGCCUCAGCCCUGCUGAUGUAGCUCACGAGCACCUUAAAGAGAGGGGACUGUUUGGCCUCCCACCUCCAGGCACCAACCCCUCAGACUAUUACCACCAGAUGACCCUCAUGGCAGGCCACCCCACACCAUACGGGGACCUGCUGAUGCAGAGUGGGGGUCCUGCUGGUGCACCCCAUCUCCACGACUACCUCAAUCCAGUGGAUGUGUCACGUUUCUCCAGCCCACGGGUGACACCACGCCUGAGCCGCAAGCGGGCACUGUCUAUCUCCCCCCUCUCGGAUGCCAGCCUUGACCUGCAGCGGAUGAUCCGGACAUCGCCCAACUCGCUGGUGGCCUAUAUCAACAACUCCCGCAGCAGCUCAGCAGCCAGUGGCUCCUAUGGGCACCUGUCAGCAGGCACCCUCAGCCCGGCCUUCACCUUCCCCCACCCAAUCAACCCCAUGGCUUACCAGCAGAUACUGAGCCAGCAGAGGGGCCUCGGCUCAGCUUUCGGACACACACCACCCCUGAUCCAGCCCUCGCCCACCUUCCUGGCCCAGCAGCCCAUGGCCCUUGCCUCUAUCAAUGCCACACCCACCCAGCUCAGCAGCACCAGCAACUGUCUAAACGACACCAACCAGAGCAAGCAGAGCAGUGAGUCAGCUGUGAGCAGCACCGUCAACCCCAUCGUCAUUCAUAAGCGCAGCAAGGUCAAGACAGAGGCCGAGGGUGUGCAGCCAGCCUCCCAGCUGACCCUGAUGCAGGAGCAGCUGGCUGACCUCAAAGAAGACCUAGACAAGGAGGACUGUAAGCAGGAGGCUGAGGUGAUCAUCUACGAGACCAACUGCCACUGGGAAGACUGCACCAAGGAGUACGACUCCCAGGAACAGCUGGUGCACCACAUCAACAAUGAGCACAUCCACGGGGAGAAGAAGGAGUUUGUGUGCCGCUGGCAGGCCUGCACGCGGGAGCAGAAGCCCUUCAAGGCACAGUACAUGCUGGUGGUGCACAUGCGCCGACACACUGGCGAGAAGCCACACAAGUGCACGUUUGAGGGCUGCUUGAAGGCCUACUCUCGCCUGGAGAAUCUGAAGACGCACCUGCGGUCGCACACUGGGGAGAAGCCAUAUGUGUGUGAACAUGAGGGCUGCAGCAAAGCCUUCUCCAAUGCCUCAGACCGCGCCAAGCACCAGAACCGCACCCACUCCAGCGAGAAACCCUACAUCUGCAAGAUCCCUGGCUGCACCAAGCGAUACACCGACCCCAGCUCUCUCCGGAAGCAUGUGAAAACAGUGCAUGGCCCAGAUGCUCACGUUACCAAGAAGCAGCGCAGUGACGUGCACCUCCGCACCUUGCUGCUCAAGGAGAAUGGAGACAAUGAGGCCAGUGCUGAGCCCAGCGGCCAGAGCCCCGAGGAGAGUACUGAGGCCAGCAGCACCAGCCAGGUGGCAGAGGACUGCCUGCACAUCAAAGCCAUCAAGACCGAGAGCUCUGGGCUGUGUCAGUCCAGCCCUGGGGCCCAGUCAUCCUGCAGCAGUGAGCCCUCUCCCCUGGGCAGUGCCCCCAACAAUGACAGUGGCGUGGAGAUGCCAGGGACAGGGCCCGGGAGCCUGGGAGACCUGACAGCUCUGGAGGACAUACCCCCAGGGGCCCAUGCCUCAGCACUGGCUGCUCCCUCUGCUGGUGGCCUGCAGCUGCGCAAACACAUAAGCGCCAUGCAUCGGUUCGAGCAGCUCAAGAAAGAGAAGCUUAAGUCGCUCAAGGAUUCCUGCUCAUGGGCUGGGCCAGCUCCACACACCCGGAACACCAAGCUGCCUCCCCUCCCUGGAAGUGGCACCAUCCUGGAAAACUUAAGUGGCAGCGGCGGGCCGGCGGGGAUGCUGCCUAACCCACGGGGGUCCGAGCUGUCUGCGAGCGAGGUGACCAUGCUGAGCCACCUGCAGGAGCGCCGGGACAGCACCACCAGCACGGUCAGCUCAGCCUACACCGUGAGCCGCCGCUCCUCCGGCAUCUCCCCCUACUUCUCCAGCCGCCGCUCCAGCGAGGCCUCGCCCUUGGGCGCCGGGCGACCGCACAAUGCCAGCUCCGCCGACUCCUACGACCCCAUCUCCACUGACGCAUCGCGGCGCUCCAGCGAGGCCAGCCAGUGCAGCGGUGGUGGCGCAGGGCUGCUGCACCUCACGCCCGCCCAGCAGUACAGCCUGCGCGCCAAGUACGCCGCAGCCACUGGCGGACCGCCGCCCACGCCGUUGCCGGGCCUGGAGCACAUGAGCCUGAGAACCAGGCUGGCGCUGCUGGACGCUCCUGAGCGCUCGCUGCCUGCUACCUGCCCGCGUCCACUGGGGCCACGGCGAGGCAGCGACGGGCCGGCCUAUGGCCAUGCGGGACCCAUUCCCGCCUUCCCCCAGGAGACGCCGGGUAGGGGUGCACGGCGGGCCAGCGACCCGGUGAGGCGGCUGGACAUCCCAGCUGCCCCACAGGUACAGCGCUUCCACAGCACGCACAAUGUGAACCCAGCCCCACCACUGCCCUGCACCGAGAGGCGAGGCCUCCGCCUGCAGCACCUCCCGAACGCCGACUACAGCGUGUCCCGGGGUACCUACUCCCCACGGCCACCCAGCAUCAGCGAGAACGUUGUGAUGGAGGCCCUGGCGACCGGGACGAGCAGCACCAGGCCCGAGGCCAAUCUUGUACUGCCAGAGGACGACCUCAUGCUGCCUGAUGACGUGUUGCAGUACAUCAAGGCACAUGCCAGCAGUGCCCUGGAGGAGAACACCCUGCAGGUAUAUCCCUCAGAAAGCACCUGCUUCUCUGAGAACCCCAAAGUGCCCAGUCCAGGGCUACAUGAGCAAUGCAGGAUGGUGGCUGCAGACUCCAACGUGGGCCUCUCCACCCCUGUGAGAGGCUGCCAGCUGGGCUUUGUCACCCCCUCCAGCCUGAACAAAAAUAGCAUGCCUGUACAGUGGAAUGAGGUAAGCUCUGGGACCAUGGAUGCUCUGGCCAGCCAAGUACAGCCUCCACCCUUCCCACAGGGCAACUUGGCUGUAGUGCAGCAAAAGCCAGCCUUCAGCCAGUACACAGGCUACAGUCCACAAGGCCUGCAGCAGAGCCCAGGAGGCCUGGACAGCACGCAGCCACUCGUUCAGCCCUACAGCGGAGCCCCAUCUGCACCCAGGACAAAUUAUCUGCGCCACCUGCAGCAGCCAGGGACAGGUGGCCAGGGUUCCAGCAUGACCACCUCUGUGAGCCCCCACACCAGCUAUGGCCAAGCCCACCCCCACCUGAGUCCCAGUAUCAUGGGUUCAGCACUGAACCAGUUCCCCACAUCCUGCAGCAACAUGACAGCUAAAUCAGGCCACCUGGCGCUCCUCCAACAAAUGGAAGUUGCUCCUGACCCCAUCGUGAUGGGCAGCAGCCACAGGGAACUUGAGAUGCCCAAUUCCACCCUUGCUGGGAUGCUACCUUCUCACCCAGCCCAGAGCUACCCACAGCAGAGCCAUCACCUGACAGCUCCCACAAACCAGGAGGGCUACUGCCAGGGCCCCAGCCUUCUGCCUUCACACCAGCCUGGCUUUGUGGAGUCCCAGCAAAGCACAAUGGGGAUGGCUGGAUCAAGCUUUGGCCUUAUGCAGCCUCGGCCACCCCCUGAGUCAAGCCCUGCUGGUUGCCACCAUGGCUUACGUGCUGGGCAGCAGCUGGCCUAUGCCAGGGCUGCUAGCCAGGCCAUGGCUGUUGUGUCGGCCAGUCAGGAGAUGACAAAAGCUGUGUCCAAGGGGACAAUGAGCAGCGUGAUGUCUCUGCCUCCUCAGAUGCCCACACAGAACACAGGCAGGGCCCAGAACCACAGCAUGCUCUGCUACUAUGGCCAGAUCCACAUGUACGAACAGAAUGGAGGCCUGGAAAACCAUGGAGGUUGCCGGGUCAUGCGGCCCCAGCCACCACAGCCACAUGCCUGCCCAGACAGCCUCCAGCCCCAACCCUUGCCCUCACCAGCGAUCAACCACGUGUCCAGCACUGUGGACUCCCAGCUACUGGAGGCCCCCCCGAUUGACUUUGAAGCCAUCAUGGAUGAUGGCGAUCACUCGAGCUUCCUCUCAGGUAGCCUGAGCCCCAGCCUCCUCCACAGCCUCUCUGAGACCUCCUCCCGCCUCACCACCCCCCGGAACUCCGUGACUCUGCCCUCCAUCCCUGCUGGCAUCAGCAACAUGGCUGUUGGAGACAUGAACUCCAUGCUCACCAGCCUGGCAGAGGAGAGCAAGUUCCUGAACAUGAUGACCUGAGGCCCCAGCCCCUGGCCCUGAGCAGACCCAGGGGAGCAUCACUUCCCAGAAUGGGGGACUUUUGUCCAUUUUAUCUUUUUCCAAAAUAGUAUUAAGUAGGUCUGAGGGAGUUUUGCCAAUGAGUAGUUCAGACCCCAAAUGCUUUAAGGGAAGAUUUAUGUGCAUCCUGUCUGGUCUUUGGGGAUGUUUUUCAGAACACUGAAAAAAGUCUCAAUGGGAAAAGUAAGGCAGGAAUGAAUGAAAAACUCAUUUACAUAGUGCUUCCCAGCCUUUGGUGUUUAUCGGACCACUCUGUUCUGGCUUCUUCACCUGUGUCAUUUGGCUAAUGAGGGAUUACAUCAGUCAAGGGCUUUCCAAGUACCUGAGGAAGAGGUUCGAGGAACCACAUUUGGAUUUGAAUCUGAAAGCCAUACCGGAUAUUCCAAUCCAGCUUAUAUUCCAAUCCAGGAAGAUAAGCUUCUCAUUACAGUACCUACAAAGUAGAGGAAUUUUAUGAAGCUUAAUUCCUGAGACCUCUUACCACCCCUUGCCACAGGAAGAAUGAAAGAUUUUACCUGUAUG
Messenger RNA from Manis javanica (Malayan pangolin), 5968 nucleotides. The record is from RefSeq and is a predicted model, not a curated record. Lineage: Eukaryota; Metazoa; Chordata; Mammalia; Pholidota; Manidae.